Cylindrotheca closterium is the source of this 978-nucleotide messenger RNA. The record is from the annotation of a GenBank genome assembly. NCBI's taxonomy places the organism in Eukaryota, Bacillariophyta, Bacillariophyceae, Bacillariales, Bacillariaceae.
AUGAAACUAUCAGCUGCAGUUGGAGCUCUCACGCCAUCGGAGAUACUGGUCCGCGGUUUCGAGGUUAUUCCUGGCCUACCUGACAUUGACGAGGAACAUCACGAGGAGCAACACUUUAUUGAUUUGUUUAAGGCCUUCUUUGGCCCGACGCCAACAACAGUUUCCUGGGUUUGGGCAGAUAUCGCGGAAGAGGAGAGCAAUAUCGUGCUGCACAAGUCCGACUUGACGGAGCAGGGUUUCAAAGGGUUCUUGAGAGCACUGCACUUUCUCUGGGCGUAUCCAAAAAAUGCCACAAUCCUGGCGUACACGACCAGGGUGAAGAAGGGACAGGUCGAAGGUGAAAAACUUUGGUAUUGGGUGAAGAUAAUCGCGGGACUCAAGGUCAAAGUUAUUAUCUGGCCAGAGCAAGAAUACAAGAGAAGCGACAGGUAUAUCCUUUUGACUGUGGACGGUGUCGAUUUUCGAACAUGGGAGAAGUCAACAAACGACAGCAACAUGGACCCAAAAACUAUGAGCCACAAGUACAAACAUGGUGCACUCAAGUAUGAGAUUGGGAUCGACGCAUAUGAGGCCAAGAUCGUAUGGAUAAGCGGACCAAAGAGGGGUGCUAUGGGUGAUCGGGAAAUCUUUGCAGAAGAUGGAGGGCUACGGGAAAAGGUUCCAGAAGGAAAAGUUGUUGUCUGUGACAGAGUCUACACUGACAAAAAGACGGCAGGCAACAACGCAAAGCUUGCCCUCCCCAGCCUUGCUGAUCCUGGACCCCUAUUCGAAUUCAAAUCCAAGUUGCGAGCAAGACAAGAGAGUUUGAAUGGAAGAUUGAAGGACUUUCGAAUCCUUGAUGCGACUUAUCAUCAUGAUCCGAAGAACCAUGUGUUUGUGCUGGAGGCAGUUGCUGUGCUUGUUCAGUAUGCUAUGGAUCAUGGACAUCCAAUUUUCCCCGCAAAUACUGGUGAUCAUUACCCAGAUUCGGAUGUUUAA